AUGUUGGGGUCACACCUGACAUGGACAAGAGCAUUGGCCCUGCUUCUGAUCAUCACCAACAUCAAGAACCUUCCCCUAAUUUGGCACGUCCGUCUGUUGUACCACUUCUUAAUCCAACUUCGCUGGAAACCCAGUGAUCCCUACUUUCCAAAAGGGCAUGCGCUCCUGGACGCGCAAGGAAAACCCACCCACCCAGUCUUUGUGUCAUACAAGAUCACAUCACGGACUCCAUUGCUGGAGACGGAUUACAAUUUGCACAAAUCCAACAGCACCUACUUCUCUGAUCUAGACGUUUCGCGAACAGCACUGGUCACGCGUCUGUAUAGCCCCGGUGUUGGUCUCGUCAGCAAGGAGCUCGAUCAAGAAUUUCUGGAGGCCAGCAAGAAAGAGGGCAAGCGUGCGCCGAAGCGCAAGCCCAUCAUGAUCGUCCUCGGGUCUGUAUAUUGCAGCUUCAAGCGCGAGAUCAAGCCUUUCGAGCGUUAUGAAGUUCAUUCCAAGGUCAUCUCGUGGGACAAGAAAUGGCUGUAUAUUCUCUCGUCUUUCAUGCGUCCAGCCAGCCGACGAGGUGGCGAGAGAACUCUGUUGGCCACGGCACUCAGCAAGUACGUCGUCAAGAAGGGUCGUUUGACGGUCGCACCAGCGCGCAUUCUGUGCUUGAGCGGUUUCCUGCCGGCAAUGCCCAUCGGGGAUUCGACAACCCAGGCGAAUGACGAAUCUCCAGCCGAGAAUUCUGCAGUUGAUACGCCUGCGAGCAAUGAAGGAAUCACUGCUGCGGAGGGCAUUGAUGGCUCCCUCGCCCGUGAGAUCCUCAAGUUGACUGAUGAGACGAUCCCCGGCCGAGAAGCUCUUGAAGAUCAGAAAGCUGCAAACGCAAAGUCAUGGGAUUCGGAUGAGUGGACUGGGAAGCGCAUUGAGCAGGAGAGGUUACGUGGACUAGGCGUGGUGGACGGAUACGUCAAUCUCGAUGCUCAGCUACAUGCGGAAUGGGCCUAA
Penicillium diatomitis is the source of this 993-nucleotide messenger RNA. Its product is annotated as acyl-CoA thioesterase. The transcript has 2 exons. Lineage: Eukaryota; Fungi; Ascomycota; Eurotiomycetes; Eurotiales; Aspergillaceae. The record is from RefSeq and is a predicted model, not a curated record. Bases 1 to 993 code for a protein of 330 amino acids.